Molecule: messenger RNA, 2802 nt
Organism: Vespula vulgaris
Lineage: Eukaryota; Metazoa; Arthropoda; Insecta; Hymenoptera; Vespidae
Product: coiled-coil domain-containing protein 43
Exons: 3
Coding region: 220-846 (208 amino acids)
Source: RefSeq, a predicted model, not a curated record
CCCUCUCUCUCUCUCUCUCUCUCUCUCUCUCUUUCGUCAUCGUUCGUCUACCAUUCCGAUGUACGAAAUGCGUUCGUCUAGAGAAAUAAUUUAACUAUAUAAUUUCGUAAUAAUUCGAUACUACUUUUACGUAUACCAUGGAUAAUUAUAAAUGACAAUAGUUGGUAGUAUAGGACAAUUCGAGCAUUACCAAUCAGAGGCGUCGGAAAAACGCCGAACAUGGCGGUCGCGACGAAUUCGUUUGAUAGCUGGUUAAGCAAAAAAUUACAAGCACUAAAUACGGACGAGGGUGUUUUCGGAUCGUACAUCAAAGGAAUAUUGGAGGGCGAUGAAACGGAGGAUGAAAAGAUCGAGGCGCUUGAAAGCAUACUCGCGGGCAUAACGGAGGACAAUAUAAGCAAGCACGUAGCCGAAAUCUUAAGCGCUUGGGCAGAAUGGUUACCAACCGAGGAAGUUGCCAGUCCUAACGUCCCUACCGAGGACGUCGAUGUCAGAUUGGCACGUAUGUUGGAGUCGCAGAGCCUUCCUACUACCACUCAAAGAAGUUACACGGAGGAAGAAAGGCGAAUACGCGAAGCUAUAUUGGCCCAGUACAGUCAAAUGUCCGAUGAAGGCGAUAGCGAGGGUGACGGGGAAGAGGACGGCGCAGGGGGUGGAGACUGCGGAAUCGAAAAGAAUUUGAACGCUGCUACCAUAGCGCAACAAGAAAGAGAAAGGAGAGAGAAAGCAAAGUUAGAAAGUCAAAAAAAGAAAGAAAAAGAUAAGGAAGACAGAGAGAAACAGAAGCAAUUAAAAGAGGAGAAAAAAGAGAAGCGCAAGACACAGAAAGGAGAGAGAAGGAGGUAGCACGAUCGUGAAGAAAUCGUACAGUCGCUUCCUCAUUUUAAAACAAGUGGAUCCCAUUAUGGGCUGAUUUACUUAUCCAUGUUUCCUCUUUCGCAUGCAAAAGUCUAUCGUUCAUUAAUCCCUCUUUUAUCAUCGGAAAGAAACACAUGCACGAUUUUUCAAGCGAAUUAUGCGAUGCUUCUUCGUCGAGAUAAUACGUACUUCGUAUCUCUUAUGGCAUAAUAGCGAAUCUUCUCGUGCCUUCGAUCUGUCUGAUAUACACCAUCUUUCGGUAUAACAUCUCUCCAUAGAGACUCUCCUAUCCAUUUAUCCUUUUUCUACUUUCUUUACGAUAUCCACGUUCGUUCGUAUUUCGCGGUCUGCAUUCAGAGCUUGUAUACGAGUAAUAUUCACAGCUCCGUUAAAUUUUAUAGUUAAAAAUUGUUCAAAUUAUCGAUGUAUAUACGUAUUGUACUUACCAGUAUGCAUGGCAUACUGUCUUUUUUCUUUUUUUUUCUUUUUUUUUGAUUAAAUGAAUCACAUAUUUAAUACUGAUAUGUUAAAUAAACUGCUCUAAUCGCUAUAGAGAAAUUUUCUCUGUAAUUGUAUCUCAUUGAAAAUCCUUGCCGUUAAUUGGGAUCAAACAACAAUUCCUCCGUCGUUCGCUAUAAUUUUCUUUAUUAGUAUAUAUUUACACACAAGAUACCGAGUCGAAACCGAGUCAUCUUGGUAUUGCAUUAAUAAUGAAAGACAAACGCAGUAAGAUAAGAACAAACGAACAAAUGAUACAAAAGAUGAUGAUGCUUCAGUAUCGUAUCAUUACAUAUACUUUUCUUUAUACUAAUGUCAUUAUCAUAAUCGUUUAUCGUUAGCAAUUCUCUCUUGUUUGCUAUAAUUAAAGUUGCAGGCAUAAAUUGACGACGAUUCGCACUUACACGACGGUCGUACGCGUAACACAAGGGACCGUCCCGUCGUUUUAACGCGAAAAUUACAAAUCAUCGUGCAUCGUCUCUCGCAGCUCUAUCUCUCUGUCUCUGUCUCUGUCUGUCUCUCUCUCUCUCUCUCUCUCUCUCUCUCUCUCUCUCUCUCUCUCUCUCUCUCUCUCCUUUCUUUUCUUCCUUUUUCGUUUUUCCUCUUCUCGAUUCGUCGACGUUCUUACUGAUACGAACAAGAAAGAAAGAGAAAGAGAGAGAGAGAGAAAAAAAAAGAAAACGAAGGGUUGAAGAUUGAUCAACGACUCAUCGGCAAAUACGAAGGAUGAGGGACAACCCGAUAAAAAGAAGUUGACGGCUAUAAGAAGAAAGAGAAGAGAGAGAGAGAGAGAGAGAGAAAGACAAACGACCUUUAAUCCUUCGUUUUCUCUCUCCAUCAUCUCGUCUUCGAUCAAGGAUCGGACAAACGUUUCGUUUGUUCUUCAAAGACGGAACAACUCGUCGGGAUCGAUUAUUCUACGCGACGCUCGUUCUAAAAAGGUUCGGAUGAAAUAAGCCUCGUUAAAUACGCGCAAAUUCAAAAUGGCGUACAACUACCUCCUAUGAUUGUCCUUCUACUCUCGACGAUGCGCUACUACAAAGUGAAAUGAUUGACGUUCGAAUACGGGUCGCGCAUUUAUUUGUUUUUUUUUUUUUUUUUUGACGAUAUCAUGUUAUCGAAACUCGAGAGAGAGCAUCGAGGGAUGAAAAGGGAGAGUGAAGUUGAUGGUUGGUUGGUAGGAAGUGGUCGUGUCUCUUCGUUCGCCCGACGAUGAUAGUUCGUUUUCUCUCUUUUUACCUAUUCUCCUUAGAACGCGUCACGCAUACAAGUUUUAUUAACUAACUUUAAAAUUGAUAGAUCUAUCCACGUUGUUAACUCGAUAAUUAGUUUUACAAACUGCUUUUUUUUGUUUUUUUUUGUUUUCUUCUAAGAAGAUAUACGCUAGAGCCUUUUACACGCACGCACGCUCGCACGCUGGAGGGGGUUUUUUCAUUCUUUUUAGAG